CGCGCCGCCAUUUUGUCAGUGAGGGGUGAGCGGCGGCGAGAGAUGCAGAGCUCUUAAUAAGAGGGCUGAGAUUUCUAAAGGUCUGUUCUGAAUGAAUAAGUCCUAACUGGUAUGUAGACAGAAUGGAUUCUCUGACUCCCUCACCAAACAUAGUAGAUAUGAAUCUGAAGAUAACUCGUAUAGAAUGCCGUCCUGAAUGCUUGGUUAUAGUGUUCCAGGGUCAAUACAAGGCAGGAUGUGAGCUUGACUAUUAUAUACUACAAAAUGAAAUACAACGUGUGUUCAAAGUAAAAGAUAAUGUUUCCGUUGGUGGAUCUUGUUUGGUGGAAGACACAGAAGGAAAAUGGCAUAGAGGAAGAGUUCUGGAAAAGAGAGAGAAUAUCUGUGAGGCUUUUCUUAUAGACACUGGGCAAGUGCUAGCUGUUGAGGAAACACAUCUUGCUUCUGCUUGUAAUGAAUUGUUUCAGCUGCCUCCAAAGGUGGUUUGGGGUGUUUUUGCAAGCAUACUUCCUCUUGGAGAAAAAUGGGGUCCGAAAGCCAUUAACUAUUUUUCAUCUCUGGUAGGAUUACAGAUUACGGGUCACGUGAAAGCUGUUAUACCAUACCAACUGUUUAUUCUAGAAGUACCAAAGGUCAUUAGUGAUGUUCUUGAACUGCAGUUAGGAAAAUUUAUUGAUGGAGAUUCAUUUUGUCUUAUUGUAGAAACGUUAAGAGUGUUUCCCCAAGAAAUGCUAGUGCCACAAUUGUUGCAACGGAAGUAUCCAGUCAAAGAGUUGCUUACUUUCAGUAAUUUUGAGAAACCAACAGAUUUUUGGCCAGUUCCAGAUGAUCUCUUUCCAUGUCUACCUGUUGGCAGUAAAGAAAAUGUAAAAAUAACUGUUGCAGUAAGCCCAAAUAAAUUUUACUGUCAGAUUCAGAAAUGGCAGAAAGAGCUGGAAGAUUUGACGGGAGCUAUGCAUUUGUACUAUGAAGCUAUCAGUACAGAAAAUAAUAAAUCUUUUGAUAGUUUAGGGCUACUCUGUGCUGCCAAAAGGCAAAACGGACAAUGGCAUAGAGGAGUGAUAAAACAGCUUCUCUCUGACUGUGUGGAAGUCUGGUUUAUGGAUUUUGGCAAUAUUGAAGCUGUGCCAUCUAGUUGUGUUCAGAAACUUAAAGUAGAGUUCAUGGCAUUACCAAUGAUUUCAUUUCCAUGUGCACUGUCUUGUUUCGGUAGUCAGGAUGAAACAGUAAUAAAAAGUCAGCUGAAAGAACUUAUACGGGCCUUGAUAGGACAAACUUCUGUGUGUGUCCGUGUUGAUUUAUUCAGUGACAUUAAACGCUUGUAUUACAUUACGCUGCAAAAUCAAAAUCUUGGAAUUAAUACUAAGCGUCCAGAAAACCUGAAUGAGGCAGCUGCAUCAUGUGUCUCGCUUUCGGAAACAACAGUCACGAGUAUUGCUGUAACCUACAAACCAUGUGAUGGGAGAUACAAUUCAUUUAAGAAUUGUACUGGAAAUAAGCAUACAAAAACCUGCUUACCUGAACGGGAUAUUUCUUUGUCAAGCCACUGCAAAAGAGUAGAAAUGCAAAUGAAUUCUUUCCAUACUGCUUUUGUGGUAUAUGUCAUAAAUCCAUCUGACUUCUGGAUUCAAACAUGUGAAUAUCAGAAUGAAUUUCAAGCCCUGAUGAAAAAUAUUGCAGAUUCAUAUAACCCAUGUGGAGCUGAUGAAAUGGUCCUUAAAAACCCAGAACCUGGAUUGCUGUGCUGUGCCCGGUAUAGCAAAGACAUGCAUUAUUAUCGGGGUGUUGUCGUUGAAGUGCUUCAUGUAAAUAUUACUGUUUAUUUUUUGGACUUUGGAAAUACAGAUACAGUACCCUGUUAUGAUGUGAAAAGAUUGCUUCCUGAGUUUUCUGAUUUACCAGCUUUAGCUAUGUGUUGUGCACUUGCUUAUACGUUUCCUGUUGAUGAUGUGUGGGUUAAAAAGGAAACUGAUUUCUUCAAAGACAUUGUGUUUAACAAGCUACUCCUGCUUCAUGUUAUUGGAAAGCAAAACGACAAGUAUAUUGUUAACGCGCAGUAUAAGAAUGGUUUGCAGCAAGGAAAUGUUGCCACAUGUAUGGUUCAAGCUGGAUAUGCUGAACACUGGGAAAAGACACCAGAUUCUGUUCUAAAUUCGGCAAAAAAAAGUCGAGCCCUGAAUCGCCACAAAUUAAAAAAAAAAAAAGCAAAUGCACAGAGCAUCUGUAAUAUUCGUAAAAAUAAGGUAUCUGGAAAUGGAGAGAUAUUUCAGAAGGAAAAAUCAUUAAGUGUGCCUUCAGUGCUGAGAGAAUCUGUUGUGCUGUCCUGUUUUGGAAAAGGUGCUAUCUCUAAAAGCCGUAAAUUGGUACAUGAGAAAAGAUUAUUUUACAAAGAGUUUGUGUUUAAACCAGGAGCUGUUUUUGAAGUGGUGUGUUCUUACAUUGUUUCCCCAGCAGAUUUUUCAUGUCAGUUGCAAAGUAAACUGCCAGAGCUAAAUAACUUAAUGGAACAAAUUCAGACUUACUAUAAAGAGCAUACCAGUCCUUACAAAACUGGACAGGCUGCCUGUGUUGUUAAAUGUCCCAAAGAUGGGAAGUGUCAGGCAUUUCGGUGUGGACUUAAAGAUGUACCCUUACAGAAUGACUCACUUAAUUGGUCUGAAAAAGUGCGUAGACAUUUUGAAGACUUUAUUUCUGCUUCUAGAGGACCGCUGACUUGCAUCAUUUAUGCUCUUAUUCUUGUAAGCCCCAACUGUUUAUGCAAUAUAGUUGACUUACAGACUCCAUUUAUUAGCGCAGAGGAAUUCCUCAGAGAACGUGGUCUCACCCAGUCUGAAUAUAUUGGCCUGAGAAACCUUGCAUCUUUGGGUUCUCUGUACAGUUUUUGCUACUCAUCUUUUAAUAUAAAAAUUGGAAGUGAGGAGGAGGUUUAUAUAACUCACAUACAUAGUCCUUCAAAAUUCUAUUGUCAGCUUAAUCGAAACACUGAAACUAUACAGGCAUUGAUGAAGAAGGUUAGUGUCAUAAGUAAAAUGCCAAAUAGUACGAAAUAUGAUACUGGCAAUACGCGAUUAUGUAUAGCCAGAUAUUUUGAAGAUGGUCUCUUUUAUAGAGCUUUGGCUUUUCCUGUGGAAUCGACAUCCUAUCUAUGUGCUGACUUUGUGGAUUUUGGAAAUAAGAAUAUGGUAGAGAGAGACCAGUUGAUGCCAAUUCCAGACUCUUCUACUGACCUAAUAUUCACACCCAUGCAAGCUAUUAAAUGCUGUCUGUCAGAUCUUAGGGAGACAAAAAUUCCAGCAAGUGUUACUACAUGGUUUGAGGAAACAUUCCUUGGUAAACUGCUGAAGGCUGUAAUUGUAUCCAGAGAAUCAGAUGGACAGAUUGUUGUGGAGUUGUAUGAUGGACAGCUCAAAGUCAGUCAGAAAAUUAAAGAAAAAAUAUUGGAGGAAUUGGCACUGAAAAAUUAUACGGAAGAAUUUGUUGGAAGUAAUGGAAGAGUGAUAAGUCACAUGGAAGAUGACAAAGAAAUUAAUAAAGUAACUGUUAAAAAUCCUGGAAGAGUUAAAUUGAAAACUAAAGUGAAAUGCCAAGUACGUGAUAAGUAUUAUCAGACAGAUAUUGGACAGAAUUUUGGAGAUGAAGAGGAAACUGCAUGUAGCACACAAAAGUUGUGUAGUGGGUCCUCAAAACCGCUAACUUUACAGGACAGUCAAGAACCAGGUUUUAGAAAUACUGUCAGUGUUUUGGAGCACAGAGAGGAACCUCUGGUUGGAGAGCCUGCUUCUCUCUCACUCUGUCAUCCUGCUUUAAAUUCAAAGGAAAUAACUGUAAAAGCUCUCUCUGAAUCUCAUAAUGAAAGGCUAAAUUAUACAGGUCAGCAGCAAAGGAAUAACGAAGAUAGACCUAAAUUAAUCAGUCUUCCUCAACAUGAUAUUCAGGUGAAUUCUGAAGUAGUGGGGUAUAUUUCUCAUAUGAAUAGUCCAUCAAGUUUCUAUGUUCAGCUUGCAGAGGAUGAAAACUUAAUAAUACAACUAGCAGAAGAAUUAAAUGAAAGCAUGGUGAAUAUAGGUCAUGAAAAUUGCGUAGGUGAGCUCAUGGUAGGGGAUUUCAUUGUAGCAGAGCGCGACACUGAUUGUUUUUACUAUAGAGCAGUUAUUAAAACUCUGCAAUCAGGAAACUCCUUUGAGGCAGAGUUCAUUUAUUAUGAUAAUACAGCAGUUGUAAGCCCUUCAAAAAUCUGCAGGAUUCAGAAAAAGUUCUUAACUUUGCCGGGGCUUAGUGUUCAUUGUUUCCUUAGGAGAGUAGGAAGUGUUCCUGAUGAAAGCUGGACUAAUAAAAGUACUUCCUAUUUUAUAAGCGAAAUAAAUAACAAGCCGGUCGCUUGCAAGUUCUUACAGCAACAUGGAGAGCGAUGGGAAAUAGAUGUAACUUGUGAUGGAAAGUCUAUGUCUAACGACCUUCUGCAGAAAAAAGGCAGGACAAGGUGGCAAAACACACCAAUGCAUAAUCAGGAAAAUAGGCCAAAACAAAUUCUGGUUACAAAUGGUAAUCCUCAAGAUAGAAAGUGUAGGAAUGGCUUAGGUGGUCGAAGUAAAACUAAGGCUGUUAGGAUGAAAAAUAGUUCCAAAACACCCUUAAAUGUCCUUCCUCAAGAUCUAAAUUCUGGACAGGUAGAAGGAGCUGAAGUAAUCAAUAUUUCAGAGAGUGGAGAAUUUCAUGUACAGUUACUUAAAAAUUUGCGAAUAUUACAUGAGUUAAAUGUAAUGCUUGUCAAAGAAGCACAAAGAAGUGAUUUGUUUAGAGUGGAUGACAUUGAAGAAGGAUUGGAAUGUAUGACAAAAUCUGGAAGGAACUUGAAGUGGUAUCGAACAAAAGUGAUAAAGAAAUUUGUCAGGGAAAAGUUAAUGCUAGUUUUUUUCAUGGAUUAUGGCAAGUAUGAGAUGGUGUCCUUAAAUAAUGCAAAGAUGCUCAGUGAUGAGAUUAAAAGUAUUCCUAAACAAGCUGUAUUUUGUAAAUGGGUUUGGUUCAAAAAACUGAAGAAAAUUCAGUUUGUCCAUGUAGUAAAUGCACUCCUGGAUCGUGAAAUAAGGAUCUUGUUUUUGAGAUACUUGGAACCCUCUCAUAUCUGGGAAGUAGAUAUUUUAAUAGGCGAAAUUCUGCUUCAAGAGUAUUUGAACCAGCUCUUAAGUCGUCGUCGGACUAUUGUUGGACCAGAAAAGUCCUGUAAUACAGACUGUAAGGAGUUUGAUACAUCAUUCAAGAUAAAUUCAAUCACAUGGACGCUGCUGCAGAGUGGCAGAAGGUAUCCUGGGUUUGCAACUGCAGUUACUGAUCCUUCAAACUUCUGCAUCCAGUUUGAAGUCUUAUUUGAUUGCAUGAAAAACUUGUCUUUGCUGCUCUCUGACCUUCCUGACAACUUGCCAGCUUUGCCAAAAGAACUUGUGGCUCCUGGUGCUAGCUGCUUGAUCAAGCUUGGACUGGAAGCACAGUGGAACAGGGCAGAAGUUAGUGAAGUAACAAGUCAGUCUGUUGUUCUUAGGUUUAUUGAUUAUGGCUUUCUGAAGAGCAUCCCUUACUCUGAUAUCCAUAAACUUAAAGUUAUUCCAGAAAGUCUGUCUUAUUUACCACGCUUGGCACACUCUUGCUCUUUACAUGAUACAGUUCCUGCCAAGGGGGAAUACUGGAGUGAUGAAGCCAAACUACUGUUUCAGAAGCUUCUUAGUAAGCCGGGUCUGAUGCUUAAUUUUAAACACUAUGGCUCUGAAAUGAAAUUAGAGGUGGAUGUUCUGUACGAGGAGAACAAUCUAGCUCAUGCCUUAAUUGCUGCUGGCUAUGCAGUCCACUCUAGAAGUAGGUGCUGCCUCAUUCCAGUUGGCAGAAUUAAAUCAGAAAAAACAGAUUUGCAGCCUAAGUGUCCAAAUUCUAGUUACUGUGCUUCCCUUUGUGAACCAGAUCAUAAUUAUGAUGAGAAAUCUUAUUUUGCUGACAGAAAUAAAGAAGUGAAACAAAAAAAGUAUCCGAAGCGUAGGACUAUCUGUGAUAAAGUUUCAAAUAAGUAA
Pygoscelis adeliae (Adelie penguin) is the source of this 6056-nucleotide messenger RNA. RefSeq names its product tudor domain-containing protein 15-like. NCBI's taxonomy places the organism in Eukaryota, Metazoa, Chordata, Aves, Sphenisciformes, Spheniscidae. Gene Ontology annotation, biological process: spermatogenesis. The record is from RefSeq and is a predicted model, not a curated record. The transcript has 4 exons. The coding region runs from base 123 to 6056 and encodes 1977 amino acids.